AUGAACAUAUUUAGAAAUGAUUUACAUCAAUCGAACAUUCUCUAUUCUUUCAAGAUAUCAGGAAUAACAUAUUUAUCAGUAGGACUUGUAAGAGUGUUACUCAAAAGAAAGCUUAAGAAAUAACCACUAUUAUAAUUACCAUAAUUAGAAAUAUUUUGUUCCUUAGGCUUUGGAGCAUUUGUACUUUAAAGAUUGAAUUCGAAGGAAAUGAAAUAAUACGAUAAGCUUUAGCUGAGAUAAAUUCAAAAAUAAAAUCAGAUGGAAAAGUAUAAGCAGAGUUUUAAGGAUUAUAAGGAAAAUGUAUAACUAUGGACUAAUAGCUAGUUUUGGCAUUGA
This is a messenger RNA of Paramecium tetraurelia, 336 nucleotides long. RefSeq lists its product as uncharacterized. The record is from RefSeq and is a predicted model, not a curated record. The transcript has a single exon. NCBI's taxonomy places the organism in Eukaryota, Ciliophora, Oligohymenophorea, Peniculida, Parameciidae.